CAGCGGGAAAUCUUUAAUGCAAAUGAUUCUUCGCAAAGGAAAUCUGCCAAUGGCAAGAAUCAUGUUCUACACAGCGGAGAUGGUGGUUGCUGUCCAGUUCCUGCACUCUAAGGGCAUCAUUCAUCGUGACCUGAAACCUGACAACGUGUUGGUGGACAGAUACGGCCAUAUCAAGAUCUGCGACUUUGGCCUCGCCGCAGAGAACAUCUUCGACCAGACAAGAACCAACGGAGUAAUAGGAACCCCUGGAUACCGCGCACCAGAGGUGACAACAAACAUUUAAAAUACAAACAUAUUCACCUUUAAUUUAACCUUUAGUCUCAUGCAGAGAGUGAUAUU
Xenopus laevis (African clawed frog) is the source of this 339-nucleotide messenger RNA. RefSeq names its product protein kinase C delta type-like. Lineage: Eukaryota; Metazoa; Chordata; Amphibia; Anura; Pipidae. The record is from RefSeq and is a predicted model, not a curated record. Bases 17 to 283 code for a protein of 88 amino acids. The transcript is spliced from 3 exons.